AAUUUUGAUAAAAUUCCUUUAAUUUGAAUAUAUAAACUAAAAAUUGUACUUCUAUUUCACAUCAUUGCACUAGUGAUACUUGUUAACUUCAGUAGCAAGUUCUUAGAAUUAUUAAAAAAAUGUCUCUAGUAACUGGAAAAUACGUUAAGACUGGAGAAGAAGGCUUAAAAGAAUUGAUGAAAAAGCAAGGAGUACCAGAAAAUUUCGUUAACCGUCCACAAGAUGAGAAAUUUGUAAGUGAAUACAAACUAGACGGCAACAAAAUCACCAAAAGUCAUAUUGUUGAAGGAGCUGCAGACAAAACAAGAACGAGAGAAAUCAUUUUAGGACAAGAAUACGAAGAACAAUUUGGACCUCGUAAAGUCAAGAAUGUGGCCACACUUGAAGGAAAUGUUCUCACAAUAACAACUCUUCAUGAUGAUGGAUCAGCAGGAACAAAAAGAAUACACACUUUUUCAGAGGAUGGACUAGUAGUUGUUCAUAAAAGUAGCAAAGAAGAAGGGAAAAUGAUGUUCAAGAGGUUGUAAGAAAACAGGAGACAAACAUUUUAUAUGUUUUAUUUAAAUUUAAAAUUUUUGAGUAAAAAAUUAUAAAAGUAA
This is a messenger RNA of Diabrotica virgifera virgifera (western corn rootworm), 599 nucleotides long. RefSeq lists its product as uncharacterized. NCBI's taxonomy places the organism in Eukaryota, Metazoa, Arthropoda, Insecta, Coleoptera, Chrysomelidae. The record is from RefSeq and is a predicted model, not a curated record. The transcript is spliced from 4 exons. Bases 120 to 527 code for a protein of 135 amino acids.